CCUUAGUUCUGGUUCAGCUCCGUAACCAGUCGCAACAUUCGAUCGUCGUGAAAUUAGUUACAUCAGUUAUCAGCCAUGAAGUUUUACCUGUUGGUGAUUGCAGCCCUCUCGUUUUUGGCCUACAUCAGUUGUGGCAUGACUCAAUCGAAACGCUCCGUUCCACUCGCUCAAUUUGCAGAUGGAUGCAUCCAGUGCAAUUCGAAGGACAACGAACGCUGCGCCACAGAUCCAUUGAGCCUGCUCAAUCGCAACUGUUCCGAUGGAUCCUCCAACUGCUAUUCCCGCGUCCUGGAUGGCUACACAAUUCGCGGCUGUGCCGUCGAUCUGGACAACGCCACGCGUAAUUCGUGCAACAACGAGCUACUGUGCCAGCUGUGCACCUACAGCGAGGGAUGCAAUCGAAACACCUUCCCGUUGAGCCGCCUCAUGUGCCUACAGUGCACAGGGAACUCGACCUCGUCGUCCUGCGCCACAGAGACCUAUGUAUCGGCCAAGAUCUGCCCGCUGUACAAGUUCGGCGACAAGUGCUACAUUCGCAAUAGCAAUCGCACCGUGGACGGAUCCUUCCAGCGCGGCUGUCUCACCUCGGCGAAUGCCAGGAAGCAGUGCGUCAAGGAUGGCAACUGUUAUACGUGCGAGGGACGCGGCUGCAACUUUCUGCUGGCCAAUGAUACCAACAUUCCGCUGGCACGCGACAGCGGUGCCCAGUUGAUCAUCUCCAUGACGCUGCUGAUCAGCGGUCUUGUCGCCGCCUGGAGACUCUAAGAUGUAACGACGGCCAGAGUCGAAUGAUGGACGAAAGUCAAUCAUGCCACAGACCCAGUUCUUUUAGAAAUUCCCGUCUUAUUAUUUUCUACAUUCUAAAACAUCAUUAUACAUACAUACAUACACUGGGAUGUUACAUUUAUACUCGUUUAUUUCAUUACUUUGAACAAAACGUUAAUAAAGAUAACUAAACUAAAGAAGAC
Drosophila melanogaster (fruit fly) is the source of this 968-nucleotide messenger RNA. RefSeq lists its product as uncharacterized. The record is from RefSeq and is marked reviewed. Lineage: Eukaryota; Metazoa; Arthropoda; Insecta; Diptera; Drosophilidae. Bases 76 to 765 code for a protein of 229 amino acids. The transcript has 3 exons.